AUGUUCUGUACUAAAACAAGUAUUGGUUACUUCAAUUAUCUUCGAUUUGUACAUCUUUUUCAUGAACCAAAACUGCGUCUACUGUAUAGUUUACUUAUUAUUUCAUUUCUUGUCUCAAUCACUUGGGUUUCGUUUGCUGCUGGCUUUAAUGCAAAUGCAUCAUUCAGCAUUACUCAAUUAUAUCCAUAUCAACUUUGUUGGUUUACUCGAGAUGUUAUUUACUAUUUCAUGACAACACCUGUUUGUUUAUUUCUUCUACUAAAUCUUUUUACGAUUAUUUUUGUCAGUAAACAUAUUAUCGUUCAUGCUGGAAGUGCUACAACACGACAUCAAUCGUAUGAACGAAUGAAACAGUGUGUACUUAUCUUAUUAUCAUCGUGUGUGACACAAGGUAUUGGAUGGUUGUUUGGACCAUUUAUUUCAUUUGUGAGUCCGACCGGUGGAGACGUUUUAGAAUGGUUUUUCAUUAUAUUUAAUGGAUUGGAAGGUGUUUGGUCUAUAAGUCUAUAUAUAAUAAUUCUAUCACAACGAAUGGAAGAGCAAAAACGUGUUGCAGCUGGUAAUGAACUUACUAAAAUAUUGAGUAUUUGUGUUAGCAAAGGCAAAAAAUCGCCUAAUGGAAAUGCUAGAAGAAAAAAUAAUGCUGAAAGAGAAAACUUAGGAAUAGUACAACGUAAUAUGCGUAAAGAAUCAAUGAAUGAAUUCGAUGGCUUAAAUGAAAAUGUACAUAUUGAUGAGGCAAGAAGUGGAAGUGUUGUUGCGUCGUCCUGA
Messenger RNA from Rotaria socialis, 771 nucleotides. The record is from the annotation of a GenBank genome assembly. NCBI's taxonomy places the organism in Eukaryota, Metazoa, Rotifera, Eurotatoria, Philodinida, Philodinidae.